CUUCCGCUAAUUAGCCCUUUUUUAACUCAAAAUUCGAAAGGAAAGAGAUGAUGGCAAUGGAAUCCCUCAUACCAACCAGCAUGCGCCCUUGUAAAUCCCCAUUAAAAUUUCUCAACAGAGCCAAGAUUCAUGGCUCUCGUCGCUCUUCAGUCAUCGUCACUGCAGCAUCUCGAGACCCAAACUCUGAGCAGCAGCUGCUCGACCUCUCAGUCCUCCGCUUCACUUUAGGGAUCCCAGGUCUCGACGAGUCGUACCUCCCAAGAUUCAUCGGCGCAGCGUUCGGUUCCCUCAUUAUCGCCAACCAUUUUCUGUCUCCGUCUUCUCCGAGUCCAGCUCAGCUGAGAUCGGAGGCUCUUGGUACUUGCUUGGCUGCAUUCUCAACGGCGCUGCCGUACUUGGGGAAGUUUCUGAAGGGUGCAAAUCCAGUUGAUCGUUCAUCUCUACCAGAAGGUAACAAGCAGAUAUUUGUCUUAUCCCAAAACCUCUCAGGUAUCCAGAAAGAGGAUUUAGCUUGGGAGUCGUAUGUUCUUUUGCGGAAUACGAACACCAUGUCAGUGGCCAUAGUUGUUCAAGACACGUUUUGUUUACGUGGUUACUGGAACACACCUGAAAAUCUUUCAAAAGACCAAAUAGUUGAAUGGUUUAAAAGUCAGAUUCAGCAGCUGGGGUUUCUUGAUCUGAAGGAGGCACUCUAUUUUCCACAAAACCCAGAUAUUCGCCUUCGAGGAAUACUACCUAAGGGAGUCCUUUCACUACUUGUGCAGCCACUUUCUGGUGCUUCUGAUUCAAUUAACAACGUCGCAACUGAUAUACAAGGGUUUGUGUUGCUGAUGUCCAAUGCAAAGUAUGCGUACAGUGAAAAAGAUAGAUCUUGGAUAAGAGUAAUCACAAACAAAAUUCAAGUAUAAACACAUGUCCGGACAUGGAAGCUUGUAAAUGAUAUUAAUUUGUUCUAAAUUAUAUGAAUUGUUCAUACCCUUGUCAUGAUAAUUUUUUUGGCUGAAUAGCAUCUUGUAUCACAUUGUGAAAGAUCAAAGCUAAUUAAUUCAUUA
Messenger RNA from Asparagus officinalis (garden asparagus), 1052 nucleotides. RefSeq names its product protein COFACTOR ASSEMBLY OF COMPLEX C SUBUNIT B CCB2, chloroplastic. Lineage: Eukaryota; Viridiplantae; Streptophyta; Magnoliopsida; Asparagales; Asparagaceae. Gene Ontology annotation, biological process: cytochrome b6f complex assembly. The transcript has 6 exons. The record is from RefSeq and is a predicted model, not a curated record. The coding region runs from base 48 to 908 and encodes 286 amino acids.